Molecule: messenger RNA, 2756 nt
Organism: Tachysurus vachellii
Lineage: Eukaryota; Metazoa; Chordata; Actinopteri; Siluriformes; Bagridae
Gene: ldlrad2
Product: low density lipoprotein receptor class A domain containing 2
Exons: 5
Coding region: 352-1485 (377 amino acids)
Molecular function (GO): protein binding
Source: RefSeq, a predicted model, not a curated record
GGUGAUGAUGAUGAUGAUGAUGAUGAAGGUGGCGAGGAUGGUGAUGGUGGUGAAAGGAAGGAGCCCCUCCUUGUGAGCGCGUGGUCUUUUGGUGGUGCCCUGUUGCCAUGAAAACGGCGCAGACGCUUGGAUGUAACGAAGAGGCAUCAAAAGUGAUGAAGCAGGAUCAGCUCAUGAGGCAGAAAGCCAUCCAGCAUUAGGACUUAAUAACAGACGCUUAUAACAGCCAUAUGACCGGACCUCGCAUCAUAGCGAUCACGUGUUAAACUGUUCAAAUGUAAAAAUGCAGUUUAGGGAUUUAUAAGGCUUGAGAAACUUGGGAGGAAAAACAGUGCAGACUUGUGACUCCUCAUGGCCAAACUUCGGUUUAUAUGGUUUGUUCUUCUGAGUCUAAUGCCACUGCAAACUGAUGCCAUCGAGACAGUGAACGUGGUGGAUUUCUGUGGCCAGACAGUACGGGGGGACGGUAUGAUCGUCCGGUCCCACCAGGAGUCGCGCAGGUACUAUUUUGUCAGCAUGGGUACUGACUGCCACCUGACCAUGCGGGCAGCCACACCUCGUGACAAGGUGCAGUUCCAGUUCCGAUUCUUCCUGGUUUACAGCUUGCUACGCGUGUCACCCUUCAGCCCCGUGCCCCACCUCCCUGAGUCGGCCCGGGGUCCCGCAAAUUCGGGUUCGGCGCGGCCUGACCAGCGCACAGAGCCGACGACAGACGAGGCCCAAGGAGAUCCGUGUCACGCUGGCUCUUACAUCCAGUUCUAUGAUGGUCGUGAUAAGAUGGCACAACCUAUCGGGCCUCCACUUUGUGGAAAGAGCCUGCCACGCCCAGUCCUGUCCACUGGAAACUAUCUGACCCUGCGACUGGUGACAAGGGGGACUCAACCACGUGUGGACUUUGUUGGGGACUUCACUUCAUUCAGACUGGGGUUUAAUCAGUCUGAAUGCAGUAGUGAACCCUACUUUACCUGCCAAAAUGGGAAAUGCAUCCCACUGAGUCUGGUGUGCAGCGAUGACAAGGGAAUCGACAACUGCGGAGAUGGCACGGACCUGCAAGAGUACCCAGGAUGCAAGAGUCCGUUGUUUGCAGCUAGCACACGUCAGCCAUAUGCAACUCCUCCCUCUAUGCUGAAUGUGGCCACCAUGAGGGCAUCGACUGUGGAGAAGUGUAGCGGCCCAAACCUCAUCCCUGACAUUGAUUCUGUCACUGAUUCUCCUCCGUACGUAUCUCUGCUGGCGCUCUACGUGGUUCUGGGAGUUCUGGUUGGUUCUGUGGUCGUGUGCUGGUGCUGCUGGUCUCCCGGCUGGUUCCUCUGGAGAGUGAGCGUGUGCCGUUUCCUGCCAUGCUGCAACUCCUGCUGUGCCUCGUGUCAGCUUUGCAGCCGGAGCUGCAUGCAGAACAAAGAGCACCGGUUGGCCAAAGUCGCGCCGCAGCAAGCCUCUGCGCCUGCAGCCUCCACCACCACCACCACCAGCGUGGCCGUGUAGAGUCCACACAUGAGGACUCGCUGAUGGAUUGACAGAGAAAGACACUGCGGUGGUGACAUUUUCAUCAGGGCAUUUUGCUCAAAGACUAUAGAAUAUUUCGUUUUCUGUCUGCUGCUUGUAUGAGAAAUCGAGUGUAAUCAUGUUGUUCAGACUAAAGAUUUGUGCAGUUCAGUAUCAUGUGUUGCUCACUGGAUAAAGUGAAGACAUCAGUAUUCUCACAGUGACCCCAGGCACUCUGUGAUCAUUUAUAAACAGCAAAUGGACCUCAAAGAAGUAUUCACAGUCACCUUUCGGGAAAGGGCUGUGCACAAAAGGCGUUCAAGUCUGGACCAAUUCUGUUUUCGAAACGACAGUCCAAACAGUGUCACUAUUCCUUCAGCUAUUGUUGAAGAUGCUUACAUAACAGCUAUGAGUCUCGGUGUCAGCUUGGCACGUUGCUCUGUAGUGAUGAGGUGCAUUUUUCCUCACGGCUGUUGCUCAGUUACAGAUCUCUGUCCUGUUCUCCCAGAGGUCAUGUCCUGAAGCGUGCACUCUGCUCUUAUACGCUCUGUAACAAAGCCCCAUCACACCACAGCUCAAUUACCGCUCACUUACUGCGCUCACGUACUCCUCAGUUACUGCUCACUUUCUAUUCAGUAUCAUUUUCUCCUUAGUCCAGGUUUGGCUUUAGUCUCACUUUGCCUUUAGUUUAAGUCUCACUUUUGUUCCCAGGCAGGUUUGGGCUUAAUUUCAGUUUGGGUUUAUUUAUGGGUUAGUUUGAGGUUGGGUUUAUUUAUGGGUCAGUUUGAGUUUUGGUACUGCUGGGAAAUGUACAGUAAUAUUAGUGACUGUUACCCUAAUGAGCAAAAACUGAGAUUAAACUUACAUCAAACUGAAACUGAACCCCGAAUCAACACCCAUUUAAAAUAAAGCUCAGACUAAAGUCUGUUUUAUGCUCAGUUCUGUGUUUAGUAAAGUCGCUCUCUGAAACAGGAUCCAUUGUUGAUUUUUCGACUUUUCUUCUAUUUCUUUCUUGUUUUUCUGAUCCUCUGUAAUCUAAAUUUGAUACCAAAAUGAAAAGUAGUAUCUGGAACUGGGUUUAGUCUGGGUUUGCGUUUACUGCAGUCUGAAGCAGUGAUCAGUAUGAUGUUUCUCUCUGGCUUUCUGCUCUGCUCGUGUUCAUGCACUGCUGGAGAAGUUUGGGGCAGACUGGAAAAAUAACAUAAUUAUACACAUUAUUUUUUAGAAAGAUAUUUUGAAGAUUGAUGAAGUAUUAUACCAAAAACUGUGUU